Molecule: messenger RNA, 881 nt
Organism: Andrographis paniculata
Lineage: Eukaryota; Viridiplantae; Streptophyta; Magnoliopsida; Lamiales; Acanthaceae
Product: CRIB domain-containing protein RIC4-like
Exons: 3
Coding region: 177-725 (182 amino acids)
Source: RefSeq, a predicted model, not a curated record
CCUUCUUCAUCAAGACUCGAUCGAACUGAUCAUUCCCUUUGUCUAUUAAAACUACAUUAAAGCAUAACUACAUACAUACAUACACAUAUAUAUAUAUAUGUAUAGUUGAGCAUAUAUAAAUUAAUUUAAAAAAUUAGGGUUUUCUGAAGAAACAUUGAUCGAAUCAAUCGAUCAUCAUGAAUGUGAAAGAAAGUCGUGUGGAGAGGUUCUUGCUUCUUCCUUUCUCCCUCGGCUGUGAUUCCAAUUCGAGUGUCGCCAUCGCCGGAGACUCGCCGACGAAACACUCUAAAACAGGAUUAAAGGGUGGAGAAGAUCAGAAUUUGUUCAUGAAGAAGAAGAAGAAAAAUGGUUUUUGGAAAGUGACAUUUUCCCAAGGAUUUUCCAGAUUCAUCAAUACCUUCAAGAGUCUCUCUCAAAUUUUUGUUUACAAGAAAGAGUUGGAGGAAGAGGACGACGAAGAAGACAAGGAAAUGGAAAUGAAAAUAGGGUUUCCGACAGAUGUGAAGCACGUGACACACAUAGGGUUAGAUGGAUCCACCAAUCAUCAUCAUCAUCACCUUCUUCCUCAGUACAGCCAGACCCUAAACCCUACUACUGCAGCUCCUGAAACGGUGUCGUUUCAUUCUCUCUCUCUGCAACUAUUCCAAUCCGCCAUGGCUGCCCAAGCUCAAGCUCAAGCUCAUAAUUCCCUCCAUACUCCAACUGCAGCAGGACCUUCCAAUUAAAUCAUCCACCGUAUAACCAAAUCUAUUCCCCAAUUUUACUCCUAAUUUCGUAUGAUUCGAAUAUCACCUGUAAUAACUCCCCCCCCCCUCUCUGUUUGAAUUGAAACAUUGAUUAAUGUAAUAGGUUUGCCUCACCUUAAAAUAGGCACUAGUUGA